Plodia interpunctella (Indianmeal moth) is the source of this 2955-nucleotide messenger RNA. It is a transcript of the gene CRAT, whose product is annotated as carnitine O-acetyltransferase-like. Gene Ontology annotation, molecular function: carnitine O-acetyltransferase activity. The coding region runs from base 305 to 2248 and encodes 647 amino acids. NCBI's taxonomy places the organism in Eukaryota, Metazoa, Arthropoda, Insecta, Lepidoptera, Pyralidae. The transcript is spliced from 13 exons. Gene Ontology annotation, cellular component: peroxisome. Gene Ontology annotation, biological process: carnitine metabolic process, CoA-linked. The record is from RefSeq and is a predicted model, not a curated record.
GAAGAUUAGUUUAUAAUUAAUCGUAUAUCCUUUUAUUCUUUUUUUUAUUACAUAAAGUCUUCAAAUUAUAUUUUCACUUGCUAGUAUGUAUAUUUCAAUACACAAAAUAAGUAUUUACAAGACAAGAACAACAUUACUUUAUUAGAUCAAUUACCUGUCUUUGCAAAACCGGUUUUAAAUGAAAAUAUAAAAAAAAUCAAGUGAGAACCCGAGAGAACAUUUCAACGUCGAACGUCUUGGUCUCAACUCAACUAUAAUAACUUUCUCCCGGGAGUUUAUUAUUUACUUCCAAUUUUUACAGCUGAUGUCUAUCAAUAGAGAGGUUACAAAGUCCACUGAUAAAAAUAAUAACAUGUUGCGUGGAAUGUUAAAAAAAAUGGGUGGACCUCGAAUUGUAUUUUUAGAGCCCUAUGUUAGCUCUUUUCAAGUGACGAGCAACUAUGCGUCAGUUAGUCUUGGAUCAAAUAAGCAGGAUUUGCCAAGAUUACCUGUACCAAAGCUAAAGGACACUCUCCAAAAAUAUUUGAAGUCAAUUAAGCCCUAUUUGUCUGAACAAGAGUUUGCAGUUACUGCAAAUCUUGUAGAAGAUUUUGCAUCUGCUGAUGGUGUUGGACACAAAUUACAAGCUUUAUUGGAACAACGAGCGGAAAGUCAUCUUAACUGGUUGGAAGAGUGGUGGUUAAACACAGCUUACUUGGAGUACAGAGACCCAGUCGUGGUAUAUUCUAGUCCAGGAUUAGUGUUCCCGUUUCGAAACUUCUGUAAUCAAGAGGAUCAAUUAAAGUAUGCCGCGAAGACGUUGUUGGCUGCUCUUGAAUAUAAACAUUUGAUAGAUAAUGAUAAAAUUCCUACAGAAAUGAUGGGUAAGAAUCCUUUGGAUAUGUCUCAAUACAAAAAAAUAUUUGGGACAUGCAGAAUACCCAUAAAAGGCAGAGAUAAAUUGUCCUUCAAUGACAGUAAGCAUGUUUCUGUCUUCCACAACAAUCAUAUUUUCCAUGUAGAUCUCUGGGGAAGUGAUAACGUUUUGUUGAAUGAGGAGCAAAUUGUUCACCAACUUCAGAAGGUUAUAGACUUGUCGACGAAAUCCGCAGAGGUAUCAAUUGGUAUACUGACAUCAGAAAAUAGAGAUACAUGGGCUCAAGCAUACGAACUGCUUGGAAAAGAUGAAGUUAAUGUAAAAUCUCUGGCUGAUGUGGAAAAGAGUAUAGCAGUUUUAUGCCUAGACCAACCUGUUGGCCUUUGGUGUCAUAAUGAUAAGGAUAAGAUGCAAAAUGUUGCCGCGGGUCAAACGAUACAUGGUGGAGGAUCUGAGAGUAAUGGCGGCAAUAGGUGGUUUGACAAGACUGUUCAGUUCAUUGUCGGCGCUGACGGUGUGACCGGACUAACAUACGAACAUUCACCCGCUGAAGGACAGCCGAUAGCCGUUCUAACGGAUUAUAUUAUAAAUUAUAUUGAGAAAGAAAACAAGCCGACAUCUUCGUCAGCUAGUCCUAUUGAACCGGUACAGUUAAAAUUCCAAGUGAAUGAUGAUGUAAGGAGAAUGAUUCGAACAGCCAGAGAAAAUUUGGACAAAUUGGUUAAUAAUCUCGAGUUGAAUUGUUUCACUUACGACAAAUACGGCAAAAAUUUUAUCAAGUCUCAAAAGCUCAGCCCAGAUAGUUACUUGCAAAUGGCUAUGCAAUAUGCAUUUUACAGGCUUUAUAAGACUCCUGGGGCACACUACGAGUCGGCUGCUACUAGAAUGUACGUGGGCGGUCGCACUGAAACAAUUCGCUCUUGUUCCACCGAGUCCAUUGAUUUUGCAAAAACAAUGUUAAAUCCUCAAAGCUCCUCUAAAGAUAAAGUAGCAGCGCUCCAAAAAGCUAUAAAAGCCCAUAAGGAUUACACAGUUCAGGCUCUUCAAGGACUUGGUGUUGAUAGACACCUUCUGGGACUGAAGUUAAUAGCUAAAGAAAAUGGUAUUGCAGUGCCUAAAAUAUACUCUGAUGCAGGAUUUGCUAAAAGCACUCACAUGAGAAUUUCUACUAGUCAAGUUGCUUGCAAGUGCGAUGGAUUUAUGUGUUAUGGUCCACUCGUGCCCAAUGGAUACGCUACGUGCUACAAUCCACGCGACAACGACGUGAACUUUGCGACUUCAGCGUUUGUGGCCAAUCCGGAAACUGCAUGUAGCGAAUAUCGAGCUGCAUUGGAACAAUCGCUUCAAGAUAUGCACGAUAUAUUACUUCAAAAUAUUCAAUCUAAGUUAUAAAUUUCAAAAUAGCACUCUGUAAAGAUGUACAUGAAAUUUGUGCGUACCAUUAAAAACGCAAAAUUCAAAUCUUAUCACAAAUUUCCAGUAAAAUUAUAUUUCGGAUUGACUGUCUGUAAAGAACUGAUAUUGUAUGAACUGAAUUGUCACAAAUCCCUAUGUGCCCGUUGUACCUAUAACCUCAUGUAACGGCGUCCCACGGGAAAGCUAGUUAGUGCUAGUUAGGUGCAGUAAUCGGGGUUAAAUUAGGAAAUAUAUUAAUUUAUUCGAGAAAAAUUGGAUAGAUGUAAUUUUAAAUGUUUGGUGUUGUUUUUAAAUUUGCGCGCUGUUGCGUGUAGAGUACACGCGCGUGACACCCCUAGCGUUGCUGUGGACGCCUCUUGAUCUCUGAAACUAUCUGAAAAUAUGAAUUCCAUAAAUCGUAUGUAGCCCAAGCGAGUUCAAUUCGUACUUGACCAGUUUUUCCAUACAUAUUGUUGUUUCUAGUUGCAGAAGAUGAGUUAAUAAUUAAGAAAAUUUACCUAUAUAUAUAUAUAUAUAUAUAUAUAUAUAUAUAUAUAUAUAUAUAUAUAUAUAUAUAUAUAUAUAUAUAUAUAUAUAUAUUUGGUGGUGGUAAUGAUUGCAAAGCGUAAAGUUUUUGUAUGAUAGUAUUUUCUGCUUGGGAUUCCAUGGAGACCCUAUGAUGGAAUACAGUUCACUCAAGGUUU